Jaminaea rosea is the source of this 3308-nucleotide messenger RNA. RefSeq lists its product as hypothetical. The record is from RefSeq and is a predicted model, not a curated record. The transcript has a single exon. Lineage: Eukaryota; Fungi; Basidiomycota; Exobasidiomycetes; Microstromatales. Bases 61 to 3207 code for a protein of 1048 amino acids. Gene Ontology annotation, molecular function: protein binding.
CGAUGUUCCCAAAGCACAUCCACCCACUUCGACGUCUCUGACGGGAAGGUCAUCGCCAAGAUGGCCUCCCCACCAGCCUAUCGCAGCGCUGAGCCAUGCAUCGCCUCCUCUUCGCCAAGUCGCGGCGACCUAUCCUCCCCUCUACCGCCUCCAUCGACUCCACCUCCUCGCUCCCUGUCGCCCGAGAGUCCCUCACUCCGCCAUCAGCAUCAACUCAGAGCGAACCCUUGCUCACCACCGCCAAACGACCCCUUCUCUGCCCACAACAAGGCACUAGCAUCUCAGCAUCCGAGCUUUGGCAAAGAAUAUCCGCAUGUCAAGCAUCCAAGCAGCACGCAGCGGCGCAACGCGGGCAAGAGGAGCCUGCCUGUCAGCCCCAACCUUCCACAAGGGGCAACAGGUGCGGCUGCGUAUCGGCCAUCGAAUUCGUCAUCCUCAUCGUCGUCAAGGCGUACAGCAGGGAAUCGCCGAGCAGGCCGGGGAAGCUCAUCUCACGGCCACGCAGGCAGCAGCAGCAGCAGCGGUACAGACGCGAGUGAGCGUAGACGACGUGACCAGGUCCUCGGGGGCUUCUUUGGCGCCGACUCGUCGGAGGCUGAUGCGCCUACUUCGGACGAUCAUCUGGAUCACGUACCCUGGAGUCAGCCAGGCAGCGAUGCUGAAGACACUAGCGCGCACGUCGGGCUUGGCUUGGGCCAAGGGUUCCAAGAGCAGGGCUCCCCAACCUCAGCUCGGCGUCGUCUUCCCCUCAGCGCCUCGGGUACACCCGCAGCGCGGCAGCCCAUUUCCCGCUCCUCCUCCGUCAACGAUCCCUUUGGCGCAUAUCAAGCCCAGCCAUCGGGCUCCAAUCUCUUUCCCAUGCGGGACCACCGCCCAUCACUGUACCGUAACGGCCCAUCAGGUGCAUCCUCUUCGCCCCGCCAACCAGUGACGCAACGUCGUCGUCUUGCUGGCACAUCACCUAAGAAGCUCUCCACCGCUCGCAGCAUGGGGCGGCUUGCCCUCGACCAGGGCAGCAGUGACAGCGAAGACGAGGGAAUCAAUGCAGUCGUCAAGAGGGAGCAAGAGGCAGCGGCUGCAUCAGCAGCCGCGCUGGGCUCAUCCAUGCACGGCCGAUCAAUGAGCCAGUUCUGGACCUCUCUGGUGGAAAAGGUGUGGGAUUCGGGUGACACAGUGAUCGACGUGAGCGAUAGCCAGAUCAUGUCCAUCCACCCAGUGGUUGCGGAUCUGGCAAGCUAUGUCGCGAUUGAGCCGCCUAGGAGUUUUGAGCCUACUACAUCCACAAGCUCCCUCCCGCUGCCGGCGAAGGCGGAGGCCUUUCAGCGACAUCCUUCUAUGGCCUCGAGGGCUCCAUUCAGUCGUACAACUACAACGCUACUGGGUAGCGGGCCCAACUCGCCCCUGGCCAAGACGGAUUCCACCUCGCGCCAUUCCUUCCCUAGGGGUACUCUCCAACUCUUCCUCCACAACAAUUCACUCACUCGUCUGCCCUCCGCCCUCUUCGAAGUGGGCAACUUGCGCGUCCUCUCGCUGCGUAAGAACAAUCUCACCUCCCUCCCAGCAGCCAUUGGUGACUUGGCGCAGCUUCGGGAAUUGAACAUUGCGGGCAAUAGACUGAGGUGGCUCCCCGCAGAGAUCUUAAAGCUGAGAUUGGAUCGCUUCAGCUACUGGCCGAACGCUUUUGUGAGGCCGGCGCAGGACACCGGAGAGAAAGUAGAGACGAGAGCUGUAUUCAGCAUCACGGGGGCGCUGCUUGCUAAUCAGGUCGAUGACCAGGAGGAUGGUGGGUGGCCGACCGACGAAAACCCAGGUGCAGCGGACGAGAAUGGGAGGGACGACACGAUGGAAACAGACUUUCUCGCAUCCCAGCCUACGGUGCGCACCCCAAGCAACCAGCAGGAGUCAACGACGCCUUUGUCGCCUAAUCAAGGCUGUGGCAUGAUGGGACCGCCACCUCUGCCAUACCGCGGAGGGCUCUAUGGUCAGCACCUUCAAGCUGGGCCUUCCGUGGCGGGUCUCGCACCACCACGUCGCACCUUUGACCGUUCACGAUCCGAUGCGCAAGUUGACGACCUGCUCUCGAGGGGCGGAGGGAGGAUGGUCGGCCGCGCCAAUCCAGCGUCGACCCCGUCGGAUCUCCCGUCGUUGACUGCCUCUCCCCCGCUCGGCCAGGAUGGGGACGAGCCAAUGCCAAGCGGCGAAGCCCCAGCGGCACCAUCGGAGUCGACGGCCCCUAUCGCGGGUGCACAGAUCUCACGCAUCCUCGGUCCUCUGGAGCGCGUACCUGGAGCCGGUGCCCUGCCCACGCUUAGGGAGCUUUGCAUUCGUCGCCUCCUCUCUCCCUACGAGGCGUCUGAAGAUGAAGACGACCUCGUUGCGCAUGGAGCAGACGAUUCCCACGCCACGGUGAUGCCCAGCCCUUCCCGUUCGUCCCCUAGCGCCUCAUAUCGCCGAUCAAUUGUCUGGUCACGCGUCCCCUCCUCUUCCUCUGCCUACCAGUAUCGCUAUCACAACACAAAUGGUCGUCGCCCUACCUCUCUCCUGGAGUCAUACGAGAACGGGGCGCUGAGGGAUUUGGAGAUGGGCAACCAGAUGGAGACGAGAACCAUUCGGGCGCUCGAGGCGGCAAGAAGGACGAUGGAAGGGAAGUGGGGCAGUAGGAGUGGGAUCACUGGACUGGCUGGGGCGAGUGCAGCAGGAGGGGACAGCUGGUGCAGGGGCGUAGCAGGGACAAACCGGGACCACCAAGUCGGAGCUGAAGGGGAAGAGGAUGGGGACGAAGCGGACGCCUCUUCUUCCUCAUCGGAAGGCGGAGCGGCCGACGCUGACAGGAAAGGAAGCCGCAUGGCACCCGCUCCUUCAGGUGUAAUGGACGUUUCCUCCCAUCUAGACACUCAAGGGGAUGAUGCUUCGCUCAAUCCGUACUUCAACCGCUGUCCCAAUCCGCGCCAUCAGGAGACCCACAGCCUCUCUACCCAAGCUGGCGGGGUCGGCAGCGAUGGUGACUUUACAGUGGACUAUCCACUUCCUCCCUCAAAGUGCCCCUACGCUCCCAUCUUUGACGUAGCGAUGGAGCAGAGGCUAGAGUGGGUGAGCCAUAUCGCUGGAGUCAAGGUGGCGGGCGUAGAUAGCGGGGAAUUGAUCCCUGUGCUUUGGAGGGGUUGCAAGAGGGGAUGUUUGAGCUUCUUGGACGAAGCGACGCGGUGAAUGCGGUGAAUGCGGGCGGAGGGGGCCUUGAUACCUUGAAACUAUUCUUUCAGUUCAUCCGCAUGAAGCAAUGACUAUUGACGCCGUCCAUAGCAUGACUC